AUGACUCGCUCAAAAAGAGAAAAACAAAAGAAGAGCGAGAAUUUAGAUCAUGCCAACAAAGACGAUUCAAAGCAUGAUACCCUGCCCACAACAACUUCUGGCCAAAAAAAAACCGGCAAUCGAAGCUUUGUGACCUGUUUCCCUGGUCUCACACCGGAAAACUUUGAACAACAAGUCGACAAAUGGACAGUUGCGGAUCUUCGACAGCGACUUGUGGAACAACAACAGAAACAAGCUCAUAAUCGGACUCGGGCACCCCAAGAUAUAACUGACCUUACCGAGAUUGUUUGCAUUGGUUUUGAAAAGAGGAUGCUUAUGGUAGCCUUAAUGGGAGGACUUCCAGAAACGGUGAUAUGGGAUCUAGUAAAUAUGGGUUCCAAAUCAUCAAAGCCAAAUAGGUGGAUACGCUUUCUAGCAUUUUCUAAGCUAGCUCUGGCAGAGAAACUACCUCCUCGUAAUGACAAAUCAGGCUGGAAGGCACGGAAUCAAAAACUAGGCCGAAUGUGGAAGGAAUUGACCAGCGAUGAAAGACAAGUCUUCAGUGAUCCCUUUUUCUUUGCUUUAGCCAAUCUACCCGAUCUUUCAAAAGUUGUGAUAGACGAUGAAGAUGAAGAAAAGGAGGAAGAUCAAUCGGCUCAGGUGCCGACUCCUGCAGUACACCAACUCUCCGAUGAGGACAAACUCAAAUACCAACCUCUAUUUGAUCGAAUGGUCAACAUCGAGAAGGUGCAUAUUACCCACGGAUCACCAAAAUCGACCAGCUCAAUGGCCACCUUACAACUUAAGUCACUAGCAGCUUUCCGCAAGGCUCAUCAUGCCGUAAGUCCACAGGUCUUGGAAUGUAAGGUGGCACUCCAAAUUAAUGUUCAACCAUCCAGUUCGCAGUUGAAUGCCAGAGGUACCACAUCAACUACUACUUGA
Melampsora larici-populina 98AG31 is the source of this 921-nucleotide messenger RNA. RefSeq lists its product as uncharacterized. The transcript has 4 exons. Bases 1 to 921 code for a protein of 306 amino acids. NCBI's taxonomy places the organism in Eukaryota, Fungi, Basidiomycota, Pucciniomycetes, Pucciniales, Melampsoraceae. The record is from RefSeq and is a predicted model, not a curated record.